Messenger RNA from Coprinopsis cinerea okayama7#130, 1599 nucleotides. RefSeq lists its product as hypothetical. Bases 352 to 1599 code for a protein of 415 amino acids. The record is from RefSeq and is a predicted model, not a curated record. Lineage: Eukaryota; Fungi; Basidiomycota; Agaricomycetes; Agaricales; Psathyrellaceae. The transcript has 10 exons. Gene Ontology annotation, molecular function: monooxygenase activity; heme binding; oxidoreductase activity, acting on paired donors, with incorporation or reduction of molecular oxygen.
CUUUCCUUGUGUAGGAGCAGGAUGGCAAUCCUUGACUCUUCACAUUUUUCACGUCUUGAAAUGUCUUCCUUCCCUUCUCUCUUCCCUUCGUCGUCUGCUUUUCGCUUUUCGCUUUCACUUCAAAGCUGGCUUAUCCUUUCUUCUUUUGUCCUCGUUUUCUUCUUGCUUCGAGCGUCGCUGUGUCGCCAAUGGAGACGACUUCGUUCGGGUCUUCCACUCCCUCCUGGGCCAAAAGGAUUCCCGGUCAUUGGCAACCUUCUCGAUGUACCUACUGAGUUCCCAUACUUGGUGUAUAACGACUGGGCAAGCAAGUAUGGUGAUGUCAUAUAUUUCGAGGCUCUAGGUCAACCAAUGCUCGUUCUCAACUCCCACUCCGCCGUCCUCGACCUCUAUGAGAAAAGGGCUCCCACAUUCUCCGACCGCCCCGUCAACCCUGCCUUCGAGAUCAUGAACUAUAACUGGAUGUUCAGCACAAUGAGUUACAAUCCCUGGUGGAGGCUCCACCGCCGCACCUUUCAUCAAUUCUUCCACCAGCGCGAAAUCCAAAAAUACCGGCCUAUCCUCCAGCAAGAAGCUCUCGUCUUCCUUCGCCGAUUGUCGGCGAACCCGAAGUCGUUCUUGCAAGAUACUCGAUGGUUCUUCGGCUCAGUGAUUAUUUGGAUCUCGUAUGGCGUCAACGACCCCGAGUACAACAAAUCCCUCAUUGAGAAGGCGGAAGUGAUGAUCAAAGGUUUCUCGGAAGCUGCACUUCCGGGCCAGUUCCUCGUCAACGUCUUCCCUAGUCUCUCGUACGUUCCCACAUGGUUCCCCGGUACUGGUUGGAAGAAGAGGCUACUGCAUCUGGCCGAGGAAACCACCAAUGCUUUGGUUGACACUUGGAAUGAUGCGAAGGAGAGAGUGAGGAACGGCUACCAGAGCGAGUAUCCUAAUGUCGCUACUGGACUUAUUCAAAGUCUCCCGGAUGAGGAUCAUCCUGAGUAUGCUGAUAAGGAGAUCGUCGCAAGGAAUACAUCCGUCAUCUCGUAUGCUGCUGGCGCCGAUACUACUGUGAGCUCCGCCCAUGCAUUGUUUUUGGCACUGGCAAUGAACCCUCAAGUCCAACUUCGAGCACAAGAAGAGAUCGACGCCGUCGUUGGUACCGACCGUCUACCUACUCCUGAUGAUGUUGCGAGACUUCCGUAUAUCCAAGCCAUUGUGAAAGAACUCACUCGAUGGCAUACUGUCGCCCCACUCGGAGUUCCUCGAAUUUCGCGAGAAGACGCUGAGUAUCGUGGAUAUUUCAUUCCUAAAGGAACCAUUUUAUUUGCGAAUACGUGGGCCAUUAUGCACAAUCCUGAAGUGUUCGAAAACCCUAUGGAGUUCAAUCCAGAGCGGUAUCUGAAAGACGGCAAGAUUAACCCCAAUGUGCUGGAUCCCGAAGCUGCCGCGUUUGGAUAUGGUCGCAGGAUAUGUCCCGGAAGGUAUCUUAGCAACGAAGCGCUGGGCUACUUUGCCGCGAGCUUGCUGUCCGUAUUCGACGUUCAGCCGCCUAAGGAUGAAUUCGGAAACCGUGUUCAAUUGAGCUUGACAAUCGCAUCCCCGAAGGAGCUUAUGGCGUGA